Messenger RNA from Maniola jurtina (meadow brown), 1548 nucleotides. RefSeq names its product glycine N-methyltransferase. Gene Ontology annotation, cellular component: cytosol. NCBI's taxonomy places the organism in Eukaryota, Metazoa, Arthropoda, Insecta, Lepidoptera, Nymphalidae. Bases 105 to 986 code for a protein of 293 amino acids. Gene Ontology annotation, molecular function: identical protein binding; glycine binding; S-adenosyl-L-methionine binding. The transcript is spliced from 6 exons. Gene Ontology annotation, biological process: protein homotetramerization; one-carbon metabolic process; S-adenosylmethionine metabolic process. The record is from RefSeq and is a predicted model, not a curated record.
CGCAAUCGUCAGCAAGUUUACACUCGCAUCGUUUAGAUUGUAUGUAGAAGCCGUCAACAUCUCACGUCAGACGGACGUGAGUGCAUCAUAUUUUUUGUUAAGCAAUGUCGGCGGAUAAAGUAUUCCACUCUCGGUCGCAAGGCAUCCCGUCGGAGGGUGUGAAGGACCAGUAUGCGGACGGCAAGGCGGCGCGAGUGUGGAAGAAGUACAUAGGCGACAGUAACCAGAGGACGAAGAACUACAGGGACUUCCUGUCAGGCCUGCUGAGGAAGCAUGGCUGUGUUAGAGUGCUGGAUGUGGCCUGUGGAACUGGGAUAGACUCCAUGAUGCUCCUGGAUGAAGGGUUCGAGGUGGUGUCGGUGGACGCGUCCGACAAGAUGCUGAAACACGCGCUCAAGGCGCGAUGGGAGAAGAGGAAAGACCCACGCUACGAUGACUGGGUGAUCGAAGAAGCAAGUUGGCAAACUCUCCCACAGGACGUACAAGCAUUCCUACCCGGCGCCUCCUUCGACGCGGUCAUCUGCCUCGGCAACUCGUUCGCUCAUCUGCUGGACGAGUUCGAAGACCAGCGCACACAGCGGAUGUGUUUGCGCAACUUCGCCACGGUGCUGAAGCCCGGAGGCCUGCUGUUCAUUGACCACAGGAACUAUGACGCCAUGAUCGAUAGUGGCGCCACGCCGGGACACUCUAUUUAUUAUAAUUGCAUGUACCCGGUGGACAUCAAGACGUCGGUGCUGGUGGUGCGCGGCAAGCCGGAGCUGGUGGCUCUCGACUACUGCAUCGACGCCGCCGAAGACGGACACGAAACGGAGAAGAGCGAGUUCCGCCUCUGCUACUACCCGCACAAGUUGGACAGCUUCACGAGCAUGCUCGACGAGGCGUUCGACAACCGCGCCAAGCACAACAUCUACGCGGACUUCCAGCCGCUGGAGCGCGUGCGCAACCCGGCCUACUACAUACACGUCAUGCAGAAGGCGAUGCGUUGAUCACUAUUGUAUAGCCUAGAUAUAAAUACCUAGUUGAUUUAUAAGCCCGCAGGAUUGCUCUGUAGUUGUCUCUGUUGACCAACUGUAUGAAGUAUCUUUAGGCUGUGACUAUAAUCUGUUUGCACUUUUGCAUUAAAAUAAAAUGUAACACAGAUCCACCUAAGAGAUCAUGUCUCCAUGAGAUUUAUUCUUCUUAUGGCUAAUAUUUAUAUUUACACCUCUUAUCAAGUCAAACAUUAGCUUUGGGGUUAUGUGUUUGACCUGUAUGCAUGUUUGUAUUGUCGGCUCGUAACUACUCAAAGGCUCAACCGAUUUUGAUAAAUGAUACGUCAUUAUACAUUCGUCUGAUGGUGCGUUUUAAAAAUCCUAAAAAAAUAAAAAUGGCCGAUUUUUAGUGCUUAUUGAAGCACAUAAAAUCCGCCAAUUUAGAUUAGUGCGGACUGAAAAAGAUGCUGUACAAACCAGUCAGGGUUUUUUGAAUUUUUUUAAAUUACUUGUUGAUUGUUAUUAGAAUUUAAUAUAUGACAGAUUUAAUACAAUAAAUUUCUAUAAGUACAAUGUU